Messenger RNA from Cyclospora cayetanensis, 1851 nucleotides. RefSeq lists its product as uncharacterized. Gene Ontology annotation, cellular component: ribonucleoprotein complex. Gene Ontology annotation, molecular function: RNA binding. The record is from RefSeq and is a predicted model, not a curated record. Bases 1 to 1851 code for a protein of 616 amino acids. Lineage: Eukaryota; Apicomplexa; Conoidasida; Eucoccidiorida; Eimeriidae. The transcript has 12 exons.
AUGCAAAGUAAAUAUCCUGUAUGUCAGCAGGGCAGUUCGUGGACGCCUGAAGAGGAAUACACAAAACCGCAACCAAAAGUGGAACAACGGAGCAUUCUUGUGCGCGACCUCCCUGGACACCUGGCCGCUGAUGAGGCCACAGAGGUCCUUAGGCAACUGUUUUCUAAUUCCUACCGUCAGCCAGGUCACUGUUUGCCUAAGAAAGGCCCUUCCCAUGGGGCGCCACCGCCAGUUCCUGCACGGCAAGGGGCACUGCCCCAAAGCAGCUGGCUAAACAACCGGCGCUACGCCACCGAAGGGACGAUAGAAGACUCCAAGAGAGAGAACCAGCGUAACCAUGCUCUACAGCAGCUACCCUAUGCUAUGUCCAGCAUUCGCAUUGCAGCGGACACCCGGGGGGCCAGUUUGUAUGCCAUUGUUGAUUUCACACACGAGGUGCACGCCAAACUAGCGCUUGAGCUCCUCGGUUCAGCCUCUGUUCUGCCAGGCACUUCAUCGCAAGUUCGGCUUUCUUUGCACGAAACGUGGAGUACUCCGUUGGUGGUUGAUGAAUACCAUGUCUACAUUUCCGGAUUGGCCCCAGGUGCCACAGCUGACCAGGUUGAGGACCUCGUCACAGCUGCAACGCAAAUCGUGCCAACUCACGUCAAGAUGUCGUCUGUUGCUGGACUUCCCUCAAGGAAAGGGGUGCGCGAGUAUGCAUUCCUCCGUUAUUCCGAUGAAGAUGUAGCAGAGAUAGCCCUGAAGAGACUUCAGGUGAGAAUAAAUUUCCUAUCCUUAGAGCGGAGUGCAAGUAGUUUUGCUGAUGUUAAAGAGCCGCUGACUCAUGCAGCGAAUUGCAGCAUUUUUAUAGCAAAUCUGCCUCCUCUAACCAACAGUGAAGAGCUCAGAGAAAUUUGUUCAUACUUUCAUGUUGUUAGAGCUGCUGAAGUCCACCCAACCAGGAAUUUUGGUUUCGUUCGCCUAGCGUCGCACGAAGCAGCUCUGGCAGCCAUCAGUCACCUAAACGGGAUGAAGCUACACGGCCGGACGAUGGCCUGCGCCUGGAGUUCGAGGUGCUUGACUUCCAAUGUAGAGGAAACCCUUGAUGACGCCUGGGAGCGAGCUGAAGAGGCAUAUGCAGUGAUGUCAGCGCAAUGCAUGGAAUAUGAAGCCCAGCCGGCUCAGCAAUCGCUGCCCUCUGGCGUGGAUGAAGCCAGAGCUGUUCUGAGCCCCAAAACGGCAGCAAGGCGGGCAGCUGUUGAAGCAGCAGGACAGACUUUUUGGUUUUCUGUCCUAGCGGAAAAUGGCCCCGUAACUAUAAGUGACAUUGCAAGUCGGAUGCGUCAACGCCAAAGGAAGCUACGCGAUCGAUUGGAGCACUGGCAAGCCCAAGAUUGGGAAGAAGACACAGAGAGCACCGAGCUCCAGAGUACUGUGCCCAGAACGGGAACUGCUAUGAAGUUAUUACCUGCUUCCCUAAAGGAGCUUAAGCUCCUUGGUCAACCACAUUGUGAUUAUGAAAUAGUUGCUAGAUAUACUGCAGUAGAAUACGUGUAUGUACAGCUUGGCUUGCAACACGCACCUUCUGAGACCGCCGGAAAUCACACUACUCAACAUGUUGACAAUGAGCCCAGAAGUUUCUCACAUACGGCUUGGCCCGUUGGAAUAACGAAAUUUUCUUCGCCUUCUGUGAGUAAAAACACAUUUUUAGUUUUGGGUUCGGUUAAAAACGUUUGCCGCACAUCAAAAACAAGAAAAGACGUAUAUCAGCACUUCGGGAAUUAUGAGCGUAGCCCGUCGGUAAUUUCAGAGAAUCUGAUAAAGACAGUGUUUGGUGGCAGUCAGUGCACUGAUGGGAAGUCCCAGUGA